Molecule: messenger RNA, 3256 nt
Organism: Schizosaccharomyces japonicus yFS275
Lineage: Eukaryota; Fungi; Ascomycota; Schizosaccharomycetes; Schizosaccharomycetales; Schizosaccharomycetaceae
Product: rnapii degradation factor
Exons: 1
Coding region: 207-2864 (885 amino acids)
Cellular component (GO): nucleus; chromosome, telomeric region; cytoplasm
Molecular function (GO): ubiquitin binding
Source: RefSeq, a predicted model, not a curated record
GAACAAAAUUUACCGAAUACUUUUCCUUAUGGGUGCAAAACGUACACGAAAAGGGAAUUCAGGUUCACCACCGCGCUUUGCUACUAACCACCCAUACCCUGCCACGUAACGAAAAUUAUUUUUAUCACGUCCUUGUGUCCGAGAGAGGUGUACCUUUAGUAUCAAAGAACGCAUUCUCGUGAAGGAAGGACUGAAAUACACGUAACAUGAGCAAUACAGACAAGGGACGGUUCGGCAGGACCGCAAAAAAGAGUCAGCCCCGAAAGCAAGCUAGUCCAGCUUCAAAUGCAAAGAAAAACGUGAAAGACGGCAACCGUAUAUCUAACCAACCUCAAUUAAAUAUUGACGUUGAUGAAGAACUGCUUCAGCCUACAGACUUGUCGCCAGAGAGCAAAGUUAAUGUUUUACGAGAACUGUUUCCGGAAUGGACAGAAGAAGACCUUCAUGAUGCUUUGCGGGAGUCCGACAAUGAUUUAGAAAUUACUAUUCUACAUAUUUCAGAAGGGCAUGCUUCAAAAUGGGAAACGAAGAAGAAGCCCCCGAAAACCGUCAAAGUACCAAAGUCUUCCACAGGCCCAGAAUCUAAGACUGUAUCGUUAAAUGAGUCAAGACGGUCCAGAAAGCACCGGUUUAAAGCUCAAGAAAAUGGAAAACGUAACUCUACAGUGCCAGAAGCAGUUAAGUCUAAGCAAGGUGAAACAGGGAUUGCAAAAGCAGCUCAUACGGGUCAAAUUCUUACGGAGAACGAUAAGGUUGCAAACACUGCUGUUUCACUAGCGAAGCUUGAAAAACCAACAGGUGAUUUCGAUGAACCAAAAAUGACAACGGGUACCACUGCCACUGAAGCUUCUGUUACAUCAAGAGAAGAACGCCAAUCGGAAAAAACAGCUCAGAAACCUGUAAAAACUUGGGCCUCUAUUGCCAGAAACAAGGCAAAGGACAAGGCGUGGGUUCCCACUCCUACUGCUACUGUUAUGACGAAACUUAAUGAACUAUCCUUGAACAAGACCAAAAACACUGUACCAUCACCACCUCCGGCAAGCAAUGAAGCACAUCUAACAUCUGCACCCUCUAGGACCACUGCGACUGCCCCUGAAACGAUUCCCGCUGCUCCCGUUCAUACCGUUGAUGCUAACGUCGCCCCUGUUCAGCAAACCAAAAUAUCGGCAGCCGCUCCCAUUCCCACUGCCCAUGUUGCUGCUGAAACACCUGCUCCCAUUAUUCAAGCAAAAUCCAACUUCCUCACAAGUGCCGCACCUAAUGUGAAGAACAUCCCCACUAUCGUACCAGGAAGCACGGCUCAGUUUGUGUUUCAAAAACAUUUAUCCUCGGAAGAAAGUGUUGUUGUUAUGCCUAUGCCGAAGUCGCUUCAGCCGAAGAAGGCCGGCCUAAAGUUCGGCUCGUUAACAUUGAAUGACGAUGUAGUAUCAACUUCACCCAUUAAGUCUCUUGCCAAGUCUGAUGUUGAGCCGCGUGAUAAUCGCUCAACGUCUAAUACGAAGUCUGCCGUUCCAACUACUGCUUGGGAAGAUAGACAAAAACCCGCCGGCCCUGCUCGUCAGCAACCUACCAAUGCUGUCCCUGUAUCCUCUGUCUCUGUAGCAGCUACGGUGGCUUCCCAUAGUAAUACUCGUUCUCGUAAGUCUACCACUCAAAACGAGACUCGCAAAGUCGGUGCUUCACGUGAGCCAAAGGAGGCGAGCAGUGCUAAGACCAAACCUGCGCCCGGCUUUUCAGGUAUUUCUGGUCACUCACAGGGUUACAUGGCUGGAGAAACAGCUCCUACAAUCGGAGGCAUUCCCGUGAGACCUAUGUACGAAACUUCUGGCCCCUUUAACGGUGUUCCUGCCGACUUGACUCCUCAUCCUUACGUGAUGGCGGCAAAUGAAAGCACGAGUGACAAUGAUGCCUCUGUUCCUUCUCGUUUUUUCAACCAGGUCGAUAGCCGCAAAGUGAAUCCCAUGAAUGCACAUGUUGAGGGAUAUCCGCCCAGUGCUUUUAUGCACAAUCUUCCCUAUAUGUCGGGUACACAACAACAGAACAAUGUUCCUCCUCAGUACGGAAUGUCUCCCAAUGCUGAGCUUAAUUCUGCCUCCGCCGCUUUUGGUUAUGGGAAUGAUCGAAUUCAUUCACAGUUUUUUGACAACGGUGUUCAAGCCGCCGGCGUACCAACUGACUCAUCCUACAACGGCAAUGGUGUGAAAAAUGCCAAUAUUGGGGCUGCGACCAGUAGUCCUCUUAUACUGCCCCAGCAAAUUCCUCCCCAUUCGUAUCCAUUCCUGCAGUAUCCCACACAAUUGACUUCUUAUGGUGGUUACAAGUUUAACCAGACGCCACAAAACUACAUGCCUAAUGCACCUUCUGAAUUCUCGCCAUAUCCUUCUGCUGCACAUGCUAAUUAUUAUGCUCGUAGUCAAGCAGCCGGUCCUUCGACACCAACCAGCAUGUCGGGACCUAACGGAGGACUGAAUGCGGAUAAAACACAUGGUCAUGAUGUUCAAAGUUCUGCUGGUGAUAACGUGCAUGGAAAUACUAUGAAUGGGGGUGUAUCCGCUCAGAAUUCUGCUAAUAUUGCGAAUGCUAAUCGUGGUACACCUAUCAUGACACCGAUUCAUCCAAUGGCCGCCAUUGACAACAACUCUGUCUUUAGCCCCCAGAACAUUCCAUUUAGUGGACUUCAACAAGUUCAACAGCAAGGCCUUCAGCCCAAUGGGAAGCAGGGUAUCUCACCAGGGCAAUUAGGAGCUGGUUUUCCUUACGGUGCACCUGUGAACGUGGCAAGUCCCGGUCUCGGUGCUUAUGCUAAUCAACCCUAUAUGAACCGUACGGGCGGCGCCGGUUGGUAUGGACCAUCUCAACAAUAAGCUAAAAAAAGAGUGCUGAAGCAACGUUCGAAGGCUUUCAUGCACGAACGGGGGUUUUCGUGUGCAUGCUUGCUACUCGUAACAAAACAUUGGAUACUUUUGUCGGCAAUCACUGCGGUUUCAGCGCUAACUUGAGAUUUCUUUGCUACGUGUUUAUAAGUUACGGAGUCGCGAAUGAUUAUGGGCUCCUAUUAGAAACUUUUUAAUUCAUUGUGUGUUACUUGUGUUGGGGGAGACAAAUCUAUGGCUCACGAGUCGUGCAGAGAGAUUUUAAUCGUACAGUUCGUACUAAUGAUUUCUUGAAUGUUUUUAAGUUUGGAACUUAAUGGUUGAGCGGUGGUUUAUAGGUUUUCCGUUCAAGUUUAGAAGUGUGUGUUGAUGGAACCAGUAAG